GCACGUGCUUUCCCGCGUUAAAAUAAAAUAAAAAAACUAGUCGUUCGGGUAGCGUCAAGACGAAGCGGGAAGGAACUUACACGCCCUGCUUUCCCGCGCCAAAAAUCAAAAAAUUGUGACCGUUUUGCGAAUCGUCAAUAAAAAGGGGAAGGAAGCGCGGGUCUGAUUCCAUUUCACUUCUUCCUUUUCCAUAAUUUCCCUUUUCUCUUCUCCGCCGGCCGUCUCCUUUUCGCUCAACCUUCCCCGUCAGUUCUCGAUCUCUCUCGUCGGAACCAUGCUGUCGUCGAACUCCGGCAACGACGGCUCCCCUUUUGGGACUCCCAGUCCGGUGAAUCUAAAUUCCGCUUCGGUAGCUGAUCGAUCGCCUUCUUCUCCAACUUUACUUCACAAUCAUCACGGUUCGCGCUCAGCCUCUUCGCUCCAGGGAGAAUUCUUGACACAUGGUGCUAAAAGGAGGAGGAGAGAACAGGUACUGAGUGGCGUCGGAGGAACCAGGAGGAAGCUCAACUUCUGUGAUUCCCCUCCAGAAUCGCACAAAUCACCACCACAACCACCACCGGCGGCGGCUGCAUAUCGGUUUGAUCUCAGCGACCGCAACAUCACCGGAUCGCCAUUUCAUGUUCCUUCGGCAAGUGGAGUCAAGCUCCGCUGCUGCUCCACUGAUCAUUCUAGUGAUCAUCGUGGCCAAAUGCUCCAUGAUGCUUCUGCAAAUCGGCUAUUUGCAGGGUCAGAGUGCUUACUGCCAACGGGGAAAAGAUUUAUCGACUGGAUCCGGAUAGUUGAUAGAUUUAUCAUCAGGGAACUUCGGAGGGUGAAGCACAACACUUGUGUGAACAAGAAGGGGGCGAAAAGGGAGAGAAGGAUCCGCAUUCUCAUGUCAAUGCGGUGACUAGCUGAUUACUCAUAUAUAUUUGUGAUUCGGGCAGGGAGGCAGGCAAGCAAUGUGAUUGCCACUUAAGGGAAUGGAAGGGAAGUAUGUAUAUACAUUGCUUAAUUGUUCACUCAGUAAAUAACUUUAUGCAUUUUAGGUUCUUACCUAUUAACUUCUUGUCUCGGUGAGCUAACUAGUACUGCUACUCUACUAGUACUACUUGCUUGUUUGGUUUCUUCAGUAUGUGUUUGCUUCUUGAAGAUGCAUGCUUGUGCACCUCUCAAGUGAACCAGAUCUUCAGCAAGCAUGCUCCAAACUCAGGAGGGGAGCUGUGGUACAUGACUGAAGGGAAGAUUUUCGACUUACCCUUUGCCUUCUUUGGUUGACAGAUCUAGUCUAUUAUCAUUUUGCAAUCUCAAAAUCAGAGCUGAAACUGCUCUCGGUAUUUUCAAGUUCUCAGUUUCUGAUGAAAGCUUUGUUGCUCCUGUCAGGAUUUUGCAGCUGCCAAACUUCAGUGGGGGAUUCUGUACUGCACAUGCUCGAUCGUGGCAAGGAAUGAUGAAGGGCACCUGUUGGCAAGGAAUGGUAGUAGUUCAAAUUAGCACAUUGAUUGCGGAGGAAGACUUUUUGCUUAGUUAGCUCUAAUUGUUAUUUGAAGUCGAGUCUCUGGUUAAUUAGAUGUAAUGCUCAGUUCUGUUGGUCAAUCAUUCCCAGAACCAGGCCAAGCAUUUCAAUUUGUAGUUGGGUUCUGUAGUAUGGAUAGGUGGCUAGCUGCUGAUUAUUCGGUCUGAUAGUCUUUGUAAUAUCACCUAAAAAAAACAAAAUUAAGCACGGCAGACUCUGUUGUUCUUGCAGAGCUAUUUGGACCGUUGGUGUUUCUCAAAACUAAUGCAAUGUUGCAGACCAAUUCGCUCUUAGUAUGAUCAUGGUUUGGUAGUAAAUCUUCUUGGUUUUUGCAUAAAGGUAAGGAUUUAUG
Messenger RNA from Linum trigynum, 1847 nucleotides. NCBI's taxonomy places the organism in Eukaryota, Viridiplantae, Streptophyta, Magnoliopsida, Malpighiales, Linaceae. The record is from the annotation of a GenBank genome assembly.